Molecule: messenger RNA, 839 nt
Organism: Lucilia sericata (common green bottle fly)
Lineage: Eukaryota; Metazoa; Arthropoda; Insecta; Diptera; Calliphoridae
Exons: 3
Coding region: 115-741 (208 amino acids)
Source: RefSeq, a predicted model, not a curated record
UUGCACAAAACUUUAGAUUUUAGUAUUCACCUACAGAUACAUGGAAUAGGUUUCAAGUUUAAAAUUUUUACUAAAUAAAAAAAUAAUUAUAAAUUUUAAAAUAAUUUAAUAAAAAUGUUUUAUUCCUAUUUAAAACUAAUUGUAUUAACCCUUUUUGUUGCAAAUUUGAAGGGUGUGCAAAGUAAAGAGUGCUACAGUUGUGAGGGCAUUAAUUGUUUAAGGACCUCAAAAAUUGCGAAUAAGGCAACUUGUGUAGAUCCUGUGGAUAAUUGUGUAACCGUUUUUGAAGGAUUAACUGUAGUGGCCAGAGGUUGCUAUUCAAUAUUGCCUGAAGAAUAUCGCAAUAAAUGUGAUAAUUUAUCUGAUUCCGAGUGUCAUAAAUGCUAUAAGAAUCUAUGCAAUGAUCGAGGAGCCAUAUCGUGUCUUCAAUGUUCUUCAUCCAAUAAUAAAGAAUGUUCUAGUGCCGCUACAAAUCUGGAAACAACUCGUUGUCCUAUCUCAACUAGCCCCAAUAGUUACUGUUAUACGCGCCAAUCAUCGGGUAAUAUCGAACGUGGUUGCUUAGUUGAUUCAAAUGAACAAUUGAAAUGCCUUGCGGACAACUCAUGCGAUAUGUGUAUACCGGACGGUGAAAUGGCCUGUAAUCGGGAAUCAGUUGAUCAUGCAGAAUCGGGUAGUAAACGUUUAACAAUUUAUAGUGUUUUAAUAUUGUUAACAUGGUUUGUUUUGAUCUUGUUGUAAAAAUAAUAAUCGAUUUAGAUUUAUUUGCUAAAAUUUUGGAAAGAGAAUAAAAAUUUGAUGAUUUUCUAUUGGCACUUUAAUAAAAAUGUAAUUUUAAA